AUGUGGGCUAUAGUGACCGCAACGGGAUUUCUUAAUUUAAUCAUACUAACACAUUUUAGUACUGGAGCAUCAGAUUGCCCCAACAACUGGUUCAACUGCGGGAAUGGAAAAUGCAUAGCAAAUAUGUGGCUGUGCGAUAAAGACAAUGACUGCGGGAACUUAAAAGAUGAAGAAAAUUGUGAAGGCGGGGUCCACCCUGAAAAAUGCUUGAGCAGCCAGUUUCAGUGUUCGAGGAACGGUCACUGCAUUCCUGAAUCCUGGCGCUGCGACGGUGAACACGACUGCGAAGACAGUUCCGAUGAAAAAGAUUGCAGAAACUCUACUACUUGUAGUGGCUUCACAUGCAAAGACAAUCACUGCAUCCCAAAAAGGUGGAGGUGUGAUGGCCAGAGAGAUUGCCGUGAUGGUUCCGAUGAAGUAGACUGCCCAAAUGCCAAGAAAUGUACAGAGUCUCAGUUCAUGUGUGGGUCAGGUUCUUGCCUGAAUCUGACCCAAGUUUGUGAUGGGACUAAAGAUUGCCCUGAUGCAAGCGAUGAAGGAAGUCAUUGCGGAGACACCUGUGCUAAUAUUUCAUGCUCUCAAAAAUGCAGAAACACCCCAAAUGGUCCUGAAUGCUACUGUGAAAGUGGUUAUAAGUUAAAGAAGGAUAACAGAACUUGCUUAGAUAUUGAUGAAUGCCAGACAGAAGGGUUCUGCAGUCAUAAUUGCACAAAUACAGAAGGAGGCUACAAGUGUUCUUGUUUAUUUAGAUACAAAUUGGUAAACCGAACUUGUCAAGCAGAUGGUCCCGAACCAUUGUUAAUCUUCUCAACCUUGCAAGAAAUUCGUGGUAUACACUUAAGGACCAAUCGCUAUUUCUUAAUUCAAAAAGCCAUUUACAAAGCUGCUGCAGUAGAUGCCGAUCCAACCGAUCAAACAGUAUAUUGGGUUGAAAUUUCGAACAAAUCAUCUGUUUACUCCACGAAAUUGGAUGGUUCUGAAUUAACUACAAUUCUCAGUAGUGGACUUCAGAUUCCUGAGGACAUAGCUGUAGACUACAUAGGAAGGAAUCUGUACAUAACAGAUUCAGGGUUAAAACAGGUGCUCGUUUGCAAAAUAGAUGGAAGCAUGUGCCACGUUAUCCACAGCACAGAUAUAGUGAAACCACGUUCUCUCAAGCUGGAUCCUCCAGAGGGGGUCCUUUACUGGAGUGACUGGGGAGAAGGUACUGCGGGUAUAUACAAAAGUGGUAUGGAUGGCUCGAACAGGAUAACUUUAGUAUCGACUAACAUCUUCUGGCCAAAUGGAAUAGCAGUUGAUCACACAACAAACCGCCUCUUCUGGACUGACGCUCAACUGCAUACUAUAGAAUCUAUUACUUUGGAUGGAAUUAAUAGAAAGGUAAUCAUUAAAGAUAGCGUGUAUCACCCAUAUUCGCUUACGGUGUUUGAAGACAAUUUGUAUUGGACUGAUUGGAACACAUUUUCUUUGGACGCUUGCAAUAAAUUCACUGGGCGAAAGACUACUCUCAUGGUUCGGGAAAAUGGAAAACAUAUCAUGGGAGUUCACGUUUACCAUCCAGUCCUUGCUCCUGCAGCUACAAAUCCAUGUUGGGCUCACUUGUGCAGUCACAUGUGCGUGCUUGCUCCUUUUAAAACUUACCGUUGCGUCUGCCCAUCCGGUCACAAACUGUCAAGUGAUAACAGAACCUGCAUCAUUGAGGAGAAAUAUCCUUCCUUGUUCGUCGCAGAAGAUUCCAAAAUUUUUCUUAUACGUCCAGAGACGGUUGGAAGAGAUGCGGUGUCUGUUCUUCCUAACACUCGGGUCGAGAUGAUUGGAAACGUGGAAUACGACUGGAAAUCCCAAACUCUGUUCAUUGUGGAUUUGUCCAGGCCAUGCAUUGAUUACGUAACACCUUCAUCAGAGGGGCAUUUAUUAGAAAAUCAUCUAAUUCUUCCUGAAGAUCUUGCAUUUGAUUGGAUGAGCGAUGUUCUUUACUGGGUUGAUUCUGGCAAAAAUACUGUGGAAGUUCUUUCGUUACGGAAUCGCAACGUAACAUCCAUCAUAACUGGUUUGGCAAAGCCUACAGCAAUCGCAUUGGCUCCUGCUCGGGGGAUUAUGUUUGUAUCAACUAUCGAUAAUUCAGAAGUCUCAAUGUAUGAUAUGGAUGGCAAGAACAGAAAAUUUAUACGCCGAGUCACUGGAUCCAUUAUGUCUAUAGCUGUACAUCCUGUCAGAAGUCUACUUUAUUGGGCAGAUCUUGCAUCGGAAAAAAUAUUUUCAAUGGACUACAUGAAUUCAAGGAGCGAAAUAAAGACAGAAAGAAGUAGGACUGGGAGCGUACUAUCCAUUGCAGUUAGUGAGAAAUACCUAUACUGGACAGAUACAAAGAAUCGUCAAGUCUACCUCCUACAAGAAAAUUCAAGUUUUGCACACACAAUUCCACUACCAGGAUCAGGAAGUGCAAAUGCUGCUCGAAAAAUUACUUACACACGUGUUUCAAACCAACAUGAGCUUUCAGGUACGAUUUGUGCAGUGGCUAACGGCGGCUGCAGUCAUAUUUGCCUCACUACACCAAACGGAAGGUCCUGUGCUUGUCCACUGAGUAUGAAGAUCUCUGAAAAUAAUUUGACUUGUCAGAGUAACGAAAAAUGCGGAGAAGAUGAAUUUCGCUGCGAGAAAAGUAGGAAGUGCAUUCCUUAUGAUUAUUACUGUGACGGAACGAAAGAUUGUGAUGAUGAAUCUGACGAACAAUGCGACGGCAAAGUUUCAUUAUGUCCAGGAAAUGACUUCACGUGUCGCAAUGGCCGAUGCAUCCUCCAGUCGUGGAAGUGUGACCACAGAGAUGACUGUGGAGACAAUUCGGAUGAGGAAGAUUGUCCUGUCCAGGCGUCUUGUGAUAAAGAACAGUUUUCUUGCGGUAGUGGAGAGUGCAUUCCUAUGUUGUGGCGAUGCGACGGAGAGAAAGAUUGCAGAAAUAACAACGAUGAAACGGACUGCCACGAGACUUCAUGUGAUCCCGAGAUGCAGUUAAGGUGUGAUCACGGACAAUGCAUUCCGAAGUCCUGGGUUUGCGAUGGCACUCCAGAUUGCUACGACAAAACAGAUGAAAAAAAUUGCACCGUUAAGCAGAAGGCCUGCGAAGCAACUCAGUUCCGUUGUGAUGAUGGUACGUGCAUCGAUAAGAUUCUUAUUUGCGAUUCAAGGAACGACUGCCAAGAUGGCUCUGAUGAAAGAAACUGCUCAAAUGUUCGUCAUACUUGCAAAAAAGGGCACUUUCGGUGCAACGAUGGAAUGUGCAUUUAUCCGCAUGAAGUAUGCGACUUUUUUAGCGAUUGUUCUGAAGGAGAGGAAGAAUUGAACUGCACCAUCAGACCAUGUGUUCCUGAAGAAUAUCAGUGCCCCGUUUCAAAGCGCUGCAUUCCCAGUCGUUGGGUUUGUGAUGGUGACGAGGACUGUCUUGAUGGCUCCGACGAAGAUCCGACAAACUGCACUAAACCUCAUAAAAUGAUUGCUCCUCCAAGCUCUGUGGAAUGCGACGAGUUCUACUGCUAUGCGCGCCGGACGUGCAUACCUUGGUCGCAAGUUUGUGAUGGACUUCGGGAUUGUGAAGAUUUGUCAGAUGAAGGAGGUUUGUGCUCAAAAUCUUGCGUCAAUAAUCAUGGCUGUGCUCAAUUAUGCAGGAAGACUCCUCAGGGCUCGAAAUGUGGUUGCCACAGCGGCUACGUUCUGACUGCAGACGAGAAAACUUGCGUCGAUUUGAACGAAUGUUUGAUACCAGGUCGGUGCAGCCAUUUCUGCAACAACACGAAGGGCGGCUUCAAAUGUAGUUGUGCUGAAGGCUAUCUCUUGGAGCGGGACCAUAGAAAAUGCAAAGCGGACGGUGGAUCGGCAACCCUUGUCUACAUGCUGGAGGAUGAACUGAGGGGGAUAGAUCUUGGCAGCCGAUCUCAGAGGGUUUACCUCAGUGGCCUUUCUUCACAUAUAAGAGGAAUCGACUUUGAUGCCGAGGAAGGAGUUUUCUUUUUCUCCGACUGGGACAAGGGAACUAUAAACAGCUAUACCCUCAAUACAAAACAGAAAGUGGAAUUGGUCCGUGAUAACCGUAAGCCUUCAUUCGUUCGUCGAGACUGGAUCACCCAAAACAUCUACUACCCCGACGAUGACGGUGCCAUUAAAGUUUGUAACAAAGAUGGAAGUUCCUGCGCUACUCUGCUGGAAUACGUAGCUCCACAUAUAAACAGCUUUACUAUUUCUCCGCCAAAUGGAUUAAUGUUCUGGGGAAUAUGGAGCGUAGUCAUAGGCAAGGGAUCUGGCAUCAUCGAAAGAGCAGAACUGGACGGCUCUCACAGAACGAGUAUCGUGUCUGAUAGAAUAGUGUUUCCGAAUGCUGUUACAGUGGACGAAGUUUUGAAGUUAAUUUUCUGGACAGAUUCAAAGCUGAACACUUUGGAAUACUCAGAUUUCCAUGGCCUCAAGAGGAAAGUAGUUCUUUCGGGCGCAAUGUACUAUCCCUUCAGUAUGACUAUUUUUGAAGAUUUUGCUUUCUGGGCUGAUUGGGGAACGGACACUAUAAUUAGAUGCGACAAGUUCACUGGUAAAGACUGUAUGGACUUUCACAAAGGAAACGUCAAGACAGAUGAUAUGACGGUUGUCCACAAAGUGAAGCAGCAAAAGCGGGAAAACAGAUGCGAAGGCAAAUGUGACCAACUAUGCCUUCUGACACGCUCCAGUUACACUUGCAAAUGCGGAUAUUCGUAUAGUAUGUACAACUCAUCUUGUGUUCUAAGAACCACUCCGAGACCUACGUACAAGCCCAAAAAAUCAUGCCCCACAUCUUACUGUGCAUCAAACGCUGUGUGUGUAGUUGAAGACGACAAGUUUAAGUGUGUGUGUUCUAGAGGUUUUACAGGCGUCAAGUGUGACGUACAGAAAGUUGGAACAGAACCUUAUGACUAUGGUUGGGUAGUUGCUGUUGUCUUGUCAAUCUUCCUGAUCACUUUCGUCGUGGUAGUAUAUCUGCUGUGCAGAAAAAACAAGUCAAAGAUCAGCAAGGUCACCGAAAGUGUGGCUGUAAGAUUUCGCAACCCAAUCUUUGGCAGAAAGAGUAGUCAAUUGGUAAUGGACACGGAUGACGGUGGCGUCUGCGACGAGCUCGUCUUUGGCGGCACUAAAGGCGAUUACAAAAAAUCUGGAUUUACAAAUCCAUUAUUUGGGAAGAAGACCCAUGAAAGACUUCCAGAUCUUGAGUCGCAAAAAGGAGACUACCAAAGGUGGCCAUCAUACGAUACAGAGGACUGCGCCUUCAUCAGCGAUAACCAGGAUGAGAAGGAUUCUAAAUGUCUUAACGAGACUUCAUUAGCAACCAAAACAUCAGAUAAAAUUUUGGGUUUUUUGAAGAAUUUCAGAGAAUGAAACUUAUUUUCGUUCAUUUUUCAUCAGCCUUCAUACGUUUGUCCAAUCUACAUUUUAACUGUACUUUUUAAGCUAAUAAACUAACCUGUUGAAUUU
This is a messenger RNA of Uloborus diversus, 5490 nucleotides long. RefSeq names its product low-density lipoprotein receptor-related protein 2-like. The transcript has 32 exons. The record is from RefSeq and is a predicted model, not a curated record. Gene Ontology annotation, molecular function: calcium ion binding; protein binding. Lineage: Eukaryota; Metazoa; Arthropoda; Arachnida; Araneae; Uloboridae. Bases 1 to 5394 code for a protein of 1797 amino acids.